UUUUAGAGUUAAAAAGGGAAAAAGAAUUAAUGAGAAAGUUGUAAAACUUCAUAUAAAUUUGUGGUUUGCAGAUGGUGCUGGGGUUGGGUGGGUUUUCAAAAAUUUGAAAGAAGCUUAGUGAGAGUGGUGGCGCCAUGGAAGGAGGUGUCAGAGAAAAGGGUUCUUCGCCUUCAUUCAAGCCCCGACCCAACUUCUCUGUCUACCAAAACCAAGCCUUUUCUCAAGCACUCACUGCCAACAGUCUCCAGCCUUCCAAAUCUACUUUCUUCCGCUUCUUCUCUCUCUCCUCCGCCUCCGCUUUAGCUCUCCUCGCCAUUUUCUCCAGGGAAACUGGACUUGUUAGCAAUUUGAAGAUCAAGAAUGUUUCCCCACAGAUAUCUUAUUUAUUUGUCAAAUUGAUAGAGGCAUUUGUUGGUUGCAUAUUUAUUGGUACCACAUUUGCUCUAUUCAAAACCAUAUCAUGGCGCCGAGCAACUAUUGGUAUACCGGCGGCUUCUUCUUCCUUGAAGGAUACCAAGGAUCAAAUACAGCUUACAAAUCGUCAAUUGGGGCUUUUGGGAAUAAAGCCAAAGGUUGAACAAACUGUAUCUGGCUCUGCUAAAAAACCACCCAAGUCUAAAUCCUCCUCAGAUGUCCUUGUUCCACUUCAUCAGCCUAUGGCCACUCCCAAGCGUUCUUCUCGAAGCAGUGGAGAUAAGUUAAACUCCAGUGGAGGUAAUAAGAUGCGCUCGAUGAGUAGCCCUUCCAAGUCACCAAGUUCAUCAUCUGCAUUGUAUCUUGUUCCAGGAUCGAUCUCGCCUAUGUCUUCUGUCCACAAUUCACCAGGUUUUGAUACAAUGGUAUCUACGCCUUGGUCAAAUAACAGACGCUCUACGAAAGAGAUAACUUCAGAAGAAAAACUUGAACAAUUCUUGGCAGAUGUAGAUGAGAAAAUCACUGAAUCAGCUGCAAAAUUAGCUACUCCACCGCCAACCAUCAGAAGCUUUGGUGUUGCCAGUCCAAACACCAUUAGCACAUCAACUAAUACUUCUGGAACAACAAGAAGCACACCAUUGAGGUCUGUGAGGAUGUCCCCAGGUUCCCAGAAGUUCAAAACUCCACCUAAGAAGGGAGAAGGUGAGCUUCCUCCGCCUAUGUCCAUGGAGGAAUCCCUUGCAGCAUUUGAGCAUUUAGGCAUCUAUCCUCAAAUUGAGCAAUGGCGUGACCGCCUUAGGCAGUGGUUUUCUUCUGCAUUGCUUAAUCCUCUUCUAAGCAAGAUUGAAACCAGUCAUAUUCAGGUAGUGCAAGCAGCUGCUAAACUUGGUGUAUCAAUCACAAUUAGUGAAGUGGGUAGUGACUUACCUUCUAGUGGAUCUGCUACUGUGUCAUCGGUUGAUAGAAAUAAAGAAUGGCAACCAGCUGUGACGCUUGACGAGGAUGGACUUCUGCAUCAGCUACGCGCUACUCUCGUCCAGGCUAUUGAUGCUUCCUCACCUAGAUUGGCUCAAGCCAGUCUGCAACAGUCUCCACAACAGAAUCCCUUAGUCCCCGUAAUGCAGGAGUGUGUGGAUGCCAUUUCUGAACACCAGAAGCUUCAAGCAUUGAUGAAAGGGGAAUGGGUUAAAGGUUUGCUCCCCCAAAGUAGUGUUCGGGCUGAUUAUACAGUACAAAGAAUUCGAGAGCUCGCUGAAGGAACCUGCUUGAAGAAUUACGAGUAUCUUGGAAAUGGAGAGGUGUAUGAUAAGAAGAACAAGAAAUGGACCCUAGAGCUUCCAACUGAUUCUCACUUGCUCUUGUAUUUAUUCUGUGCUUUUCUUGAGCACCCGAAGUGGAUGUUACAUGUAGAUCCCUCAUCCUAUGCUGGAGUCCAAUCUAGCAAAAACCCCUUAUUAUUGGGAAUUCUACCUCCAAAGGAAAGUUUUCCCGAGAAGUACAUUGCCGUCGUAUCAGGAGUCCCUUCUGUUCUUCACCCCGGUGCUUGUAUACUAGUUGUCGGAAGGCAAAGCCCUCCAACAUUCGCUUUGUACUGGGAUAAGAAGUUGCAGUUUUCUCUCCAGGGAAGAACGGCAUUGUGGGAUUCGAUUUUGCUCGUGUGCCACAGGAUUAAAGUUGGCUAUGGAGGGGUUAUCCGAGGCUUGCACCUUGGUUCAUCAGCCCUCAACAUCCUCGGUGUUCUUGAUUCAGAGACAGAAGACUGACAUAAUGCUCCUCCAACAUCAGCAACAAAGAACUCAUGUUCAGCUAAUCAGUGUCGCCUUAUUUUGUGCUGAACUCGCUAAACUUAACAAACUGAAGGGUCUCGUGAAAUAUGAUAGGGCGGGGGUUGGCUUUGCUUCUCCGGGUUCUUGAUUCUAAAGCUGGUUUGCGACGGUGACGAUUUUUAUGUAAAAGUAGAAGCAUUUGACUAAUUUGUAAAAUCCUGUUACUUAUUUCACCCUUUAAAAAAACACUAACACAAGGGUGCACAUGCAUUUUUGUAUGUUGGUCUGUAUGACUUACAACUUUUUUUCUUGAAGGAAUUUAGAUAACUUUAUAUAUAUUAUGCUUUUUCUUUACUAAAAAAAUGUCGUUUAAUAGAUUUUGCAUUUAGUUUUAGCCCAACAAUUACAUUAGAGUUGUUUUUUGAUCUCAUUAAUAAGGCAAAUUUUUUACAGUUGUAUUUUGACC
Molecule: messenger RNA, 2646 nt
Organism: Cannabis sativa
Lineage: Eukaryota; Viridiplantae; Streptophyta; Magnoliopsida; Rosales; Cannabaceae
Exons: 7
Coding region: 135-2177 (680 amino acids)
Cellular component (GO): membrane
Source: RefSeq, a predicted model, not a curated record